UGCCCGCUCGCCGCCGGGCUCCGCGCUCCUGCCCGCUCGCCGCCGCCACCACCUCCCCUGGUCCGCGCUCAGCCCGCAGCUGCUUCCUUCUGCCGGGCUCCCAACUCUCCGGAUCUUUGCCUCGGCUCGCCUGGCUCGUAUUUUCUCAACUCCUUUCCUUUAUCCGUAGCCACCCUGCCUUUUCCUCCUCUUUUUUAGUGAGGCUCUUUCUUGACUUAAGAUGACUUGUCUCCCUUCCCUUCAUCAUUUAUUUCAUCCCUGAAGCCUGAAAAGGAAUCUUUAUCUUCCCCUCAGGGGCAUUUUAAAGACCCCAACCCUGAAAAGUCUUAAGAGGCAGAGCAGCAGGACGCGGGACCCUCUCGACACCCCGGUGUCCGGGACAGAACCGCGCUACCAGCCAUAGCCGGUGUUUAAUGUGAGCCCCGCCGAGGAGGAGGGAGGCAGGGGCCGGGAGCAAACUUCGGACGUCUCCGCGGACCCGCGGUCCCCGCAUUUGGAAGAGCCGCGCGCCAGAAGGCAAGGGACCCCACGGGGAACGCGAAGGCGCCGCGAGCCUCCCUCGGCCCCUCCGCGAAGCCGGGGCCGUGGACUGAGACGCGCGGGACAGCGGCGGCGGAGGCGGCCAGGAGAAGAUGCGGGGCUCGGGGCCCCCGGGUGCGGGACGCCGGAGGCCCCCGGGCGACGGCGACACCCCCAGCACCCCCGCGUCUCUGGCCGGCUGCUACUCCGCACCGCGCAGGGCCCCCCUCUGGACUUGCCUCCUCCUGUGCGCCGCGCUCCGGACCCUCCUGGCCAGCCCCAGCAACGAAGUGAAUUUAUUGGAUUCACGUACUGUCAUGGGGGACUUGGGAUGGAUUGCUUUUCCGAAAAAUGGGUGGGAAGAGAUUGGUGAAGUUGAUGAAAAUUAUGCCCCUAUCCACACAUACCAAGUAUGCAAAGUUAUGGAACAGAAUCAGAAUAACUGGCUUUUGACCAGUUGGAUUUCCAACGAAGGUGCUUCCAGAAUCUUUAUAGAACUCAAGUUUACACUGCGGGACUGCAACAGUCUUCCUGGAGGACUGGGAACCUGUAAGGAAACGUUUAACAUGUAUUACUUCGAAUCGGAUGAUGAGAACGGGAGAAACUUCAAGGAAAACCAGUACAUCAAAAUCGAUACUAUUGCGGCCGAUGAAAGCUUUACAGAGCUUGAUCUUGGUGACCGGGUUAUGAAACUGAAUACAGAGGUCAGAGAUGUAGGACCUCUAACCAAAAAGGGAUUUUAUCUUGCGUUUCAAGAUGUGGGUGCUUGCAUUGCUCUGGUGUCUGUGCGUGUGUACUAUAAAAAAUGCCCUUCGGUGGUAAGACACUUGGCUGUGUUCCCCGACACAAUCACUGGAGCUGAUUCUUCGCAAUUGCUUGAAGUGUCGGGCUCCUGUGUCAACCACUCUGUGACAGACGAACCACCCAAAAUGCACUGCAGUGCUGAAGGGGAGUGGCUGGUGCCCAUCGGGAAAUGCAUGUGCAAGGCAGGAUAUGAAGAGAAAAAUGGCACCUGUCAAGUGUGCAGACCGGGGUUCUUCAAAGCCUCACCUCACAGCCAGAGCUGCAGCAAAUGUCCACCUCACAGUUAUACCCAUGAGGAAGCUUCAACCUCUUGUGUCUGUGAAAAGGAUUAUUUCAGGAGGGAGUCUGAUCCACCCACAAUGGCAUGCACAAGACCCCCCUCAGCUCCUCGGAAUGCCAUCUCAAAUGUUAAUGAAACUAGUGUCUUUCUGGAAUGGAUUCCUCCUGCUGACACUGGUGGAAGGAAAGAUGUAUCAUAUUAUAUUGCAUGCAAGAAGUGCAACUCCCAUGCAGGUGUGUGUGACGAGUGUGGCGGUCAUGUCCGGUACCUCCCCCGGCAAAUCGGCCUGAAAAACACCUCUGUCAUGAUGGUGGAUCUGCUCGCUCACACAAACUAUACCUUUGAGAUUGAGGCAGUGAACGGAGUGUCCGACUUGAGCCCAGGAGCCCGGCAGUAUGUGUCUGUAAAUGUAACCACAAAUCAAGCAGCUCCCUCUCCAGUCACCAAUGUGAAAAAGGGGAAGAUUGCGAAAAACAGCAUCUCUUUGUCUUGGCAAGAGCCAGAUCGUCCAAAUGGAAUCAUCCUAGAGUAUGAAAUCAAAUAUUUUGAAAAGGACCAAGAAACCAGCUAUACAAUUAUCAAAUCUAAAGAGACAACUGUGACUGCAGAGGGCUUGAAACCAGCUUCAGUAUAUGUCUUUCAAAUUCGAGCACGCACAGCAGCAGGCUACGGUGUCUUCAGUCGAAGAUUUGAGUUUGAAACCAUCCCAGUGUUUGCAGCAUCCAGCGAUCAAAGCCAGAUUCCUAUAAUUGCUGUGUCCGUGACAGUGGGAGUCAUUUUGUUGGCAGUGGUUAUCGGCUUCCUCCUCAGUGGAAGUUGCUGCGAGUGUGGCUGUGGAAGGGCUUCUUCCCUGUGCGCUGUUGCCCAUCCAAGCCUAAUAUGGCGGUGUGGUUACAGCAAAGCAAAACAAGAUCCGGAAGAGGAAAAGAUGCAUUUUCAUAAUGGGCACAUUAAGCUGCCAGGAGUAAGAACUUAUAUUGAUCCACACACCUAUGAGGAUCCCAAUCAAGCGGUCCAUGAAUUUGCCAAGGAGAUAGAAGCUUCAUGCAUCACCAUUCAAAGAGUUAUUGGAGCAGGUGAAUUUGGUGAAGUUUGUAGUGGACGUUUGAAACUUCCAGGAAAAAGAGAAUUACCCGUGGCAAUCAAAACCCUGAAAGUAGGCUACACAGAAAAGCAACGCCGAGAUUUCCUGGGUGAAGCAAGUAUCAUGGGGCAGUUCGAUCAUCCUAAUAUCAUUCACUUAGAAGGUGUUGUGACCAAAAGCAAACCAGUGAUGAUAGUGACAGAGUACAUGGAAAACGGAUCCUUAGAUACAUUUUUAAAGAAAAACGACGGGCAGUUCACUGUGAUUCAGCUUGUUGGCAUGCUGAGAGGCAUCGCGGCAGGAAUGAAGUACCUCUCUGACAUGGGCUACGUGCAUAGAGACCUUGCUGCCAGAAACAUCUUAAUCAACAGUAACCUUGUGUGCAAAGUGUCUGACUUUGGACUUUCCAGGGUGUUAGAAGAUGAUCCCGAGGCAGCCUACACCACGAGGGGAGGCAAAAUUCCCAUCAGAUGGACUGCCCCAGAAGCUAUAGCUUUCCGGAAGUUUACCUCUGCCAGUGAUGUCUGGGGCUAUGGCAUCGUGUUGUGGGAGGUGGUGUCUUACGGGGAAAGACCCUACUGGGAGAUGACCAAUCAAGAUGUGAUUAAAGCAGUGGAGGAAGGCUACCGUCUGCCAAGCCCCAUGGACUGCCCUGCUGCGCUCUAUCAGUUAAUGCUGGAUUGCUGGCAGAAGGACCGAAAUAGCAGGCCCAAGUUUGAUGAGAUCGUCAACAUCUUAGAUAAGCUGAUACGUAACCCGAGUAGCUUGAAGACGCUGGUUAACGCAUCAAGCAGGGUAUCUAAUUUAUUGGCAGAACAUAGCCCACUGGGAUCUGGGGCCUACAGAUCAGUAGGUGAAUGGCUAGAAGCAAUCAAAAUGGGCCGGUAUACAGAGAUUUUCAUGGAAAAUGGAUACAGUUCAAUGGACGCUGUGGCUCAGGUGACCUUGGAGGAUUUGAGACGGCUUGGAGUGACUCUUGUUGGUCACCAGAAGAAGAUCAUGAACAGCCUUCAAGAAAUGAAGGUGCAGCUGGUGAAUGGGAUGGUGCCCUUGUAACUUCAUUUUAAUGUCACUUCAUCAAGUGAAUGAUUCUGCACUUUGUAAACAAGCCCUGAGAUUUAUUUUAACAAAAAAAAAAAAAAAAAGGGAAAAAGGGAAAACUCAGUGAUUUCUAAACCUUAGGAGAGCAUUUGUUUCAGCCACAGAAUUUGUAAUCAGUGUUUUGCUAAAAUCUCCUUAUCUUCCUCAGUGUCUUCAUUUUUCACGAAGCAAAUAUAACCUGCAUGGAAUAAAAACAUGAAUUUAAACAUUAUCUUAUGUUGCAACAAGAAAAUCCUUUCUGCUACUUCUACAAAAUUUUAUAAACGAAAAAUAUAACUAUAUAGAGCACCUUGACAGACUGAAUUAAGGCAGCCCCUUUCAAAACUUCCAAGAAUCUACUUGAAAGGAAAAGUUUAUAGCCAUUCGUGGGCUAACAAAAGCUGCAAUUUACUGAAGUUUACUUCAAGUCUUAAUCGUCUACAUAAGUGUAUUGAAGAGCAAUAUGAUUAGGUAAUUUCUUAAUAGAUACCUUCUUUUGUAAUUUUAAAAUGCUGUUACACAGCGUUAAGUUAUAGACUCUAGUGUAUAAAUAUGUUGCUUGGUUAAGGACAAGUACAAUACAGGGUGUAUAUUUAUUUUUCUGUGUUAUAAAAUUUACUUUUAGUUGCUCUUCUAGAAACCAUUAGGUAAUAAAUGUGUAUAUACUGUAUAAUUUGCUAUAUACCCAGGAAUCAAUUUAAGUUGCAGUUUUGUGUGUGAUGCUUGCGUUAUCAUUCUGCUUGCAUUUUUAAUAGUUUUAAUUUGGGCAACAUACAGGAACAAGUGCUCCACAGUGUAAUAUGAAUAGGAGAAGUAAGGAAGCAGUAAAACGAAAAUUUAACACAAGCUUGUGUCUCUCUUCCUCUCAUAUGUCCAAAAGCUACUAAAUCUCUUUAUUCACUAACAGGAAAUGUCUAUAAGAUUAAAUCCCCUUUGGCUUUUUGAAAACACUUUGUGAUAUCUGUGACAAUGCAGUUCUUCUAGCCAUUAAUCUUGCACCCCUGUAAGAAAUUUCACCUUUCUGAGUCCCAGAAAAUAUCUUGUCAAGCUAAGUUGACACCGAAGGGCACAUUUUCAGCAGGAUGUAGAAGGAUUUAACUGUGCAGGCUUCUGUUAAUGUUGUUAAAUCCAGGCACAUAGCACUAAGCGUUACCCCUAAGUGUUAAUCCUUUGUAACCAUUUCCCUUGUGGUUCAGCCCUAGAAAUUUUGAUAGUAAGGCAGCAAUGGAAUAAUGAAAUACACACACGCACGCACACACACACACACACACACACACACGUAUAUAUAUAUAUAUAAUAUAUCCUUGUUUCAAAACUUAACAAGUUUUAUUAAUUGAUGGCUGUUUAUUCAUUUGGUAAUUUCUUCUUAUAUUCAGUUUCAUCAAAUUGAACUUAUUUUGAUAAACCAGUUCAAAGUAUUAUUUAGUUGACCUUAUUAAGGAAUAUAAGGUAUGUUCUAUGUACACUCUAUGGACUGUACUUGGCGAAGACAGACUUUUGUGUUAUAAAUUAUAUGGUUCAUUAGAAUUUGAACAAAACUGAGCUUCUUGGUGAAAUAACAAAAUUUUUAUAGUAUUAAAUUUUAUAGAAACCAUAGAAUGAUGUGAUUAUUCAAGGAGCACUGCAUUUGAACAAAAUAUAGCCUAUUUAUGAUUAUCAAGGGCUAUUGAGUAUAUUGGAGUAGUCUGGAUUAAUGAAAUCCAUAGAAAAUACACCUGCAUGAUGAUAUUAAUGGUAUUCUGUCUCUUCCAAGCACGUGCUUUAGUUGAAUGUUAGCACACACAAGAAUAAACCUUUAAGGAAUAACUUCUUUCUACCUUGCCCACUUUUUACUUAAGCAAUAGGGUAACUCUUUGCUAAAGAACAUGGCAAAAAAAAAAAAAAAAAGGAAAAAACAAAGGUCUAAACAAUUCUCAGAUGGUGUAUUUAGUUCAGCCCAAUUACAGCUAUAAUUUAUUAGAUCUACACUGUACCAUGGGUCCUAACAAAAUACACUUCAAGUAUAUGUUAAUAGAUUAGUGAAAUUUGCAGAGGAAGUAGAGAAGGUGGAUUUAGCAUUGUCUUGAUAAAAUCACAAGUGGGCAUCACCAUCACAAAAAGAUGCCUUUGUUCAUUUCAGGAAAAGAAAUGAACUAAUUCUUUUUAUACAAAACAAUUGGAGAUAUAUUGCACUUUAUUGAAUUUUGUAAAAAAAAA
Messenger RNA from Mustela erminea (ermine), 5963 nucleotides. It is a transcript of the gene EPHA5, whose product is annotated as EPH receptor A5. The transcript is spliced from 18 exons. Gene Ontology annotation, molecular function: protein binding; transmembrane-ephrin receptor activity; ATP binding. Bases 633 to 3743 code for a protein of 1036 amino acids. Gene Ontology annotation, biological process: protein phosphorylation; cell surface receptor protein tyrosine kinase signaling pathway; axon guidance. Gene Ontology annotation, cellular component: neuron projection; plasma membrane. Lineage: Eukaryota; Metazoa; Chordata; Mammalia; Carnivora; Mustelidae. The record is from RefSeq and is a predicted model, not a curated record.